AUUAGGUCACACAAAAGAACGAAGAACGAAAAUUGAAGAUGGCAAUGGAGAUGAGGAGAAUUUUUCUGCGGAAAUGUAAUAGUAUUCUCUCUAUCUCUUCCUUUCAUAUUUUACAUUCUAAUUCUUCUUCUUCACGCUGUAGUAAAGUAAAGGGUAGAGUUGGGUUAAAUUUUGAGAAACUCAAGUGUUUAGAUGAUGCUGUGAAUCUCUUCAAUCAAAUGGUUAGAAUGAAGCCUCUUCCUUCAGUUGUCGAUUUCUCUAAAUUAUUUAAGAAUAUGAUAAGUAUGAAGCAUUACUCGACUGUUGUUUCUCUUUUUCGCGAAAUGCAGAUAUUGGGUAUUCUAAUUGAUGGGUUCAUCUUGAAUAGUGUGAUUAAUAGUUAUUGCUUGAUGCAUCAUGCUCAUUUUGGAUUUUCGGUGUUACCUAUUUACUUGAAGAAUGGCAUAACAUUUGAUGUUGUUACCUUUACCACCCUACUAAGAGGAAUCUUUGAUGAAAAUAAGGUUAGAGAUGCUGUUGAAUUGUUCAAAAAAUUGGUGAGAGAGAAGAUUUGUGAGCCUAAUGAAGUCAUGUAUGCAACCGUCAUGAAUGGACUCAGCAAAAGCGGUCAUACUCAAAAAACUUUAAGUUUGCUCCGGUUAAUGGAGCAAGGUAACACUGAGCCCAACAUAUAUAUCUACAACAUCGUUAUAGAUUCCCUUUGCAAAGAUGGGAACUCAGAUACUGCUAUCAACUUUUUGAAUGAGAUGAAGCAAAAAGGCAUUCAUCCAGACAUAUUAACGUAUAAUUCAUUGAUUGAUGGUUUGUGUAAGCUCAGUCAGUGAAAGGUUAAAACUUUGUUCUCAGAGAUGGUGAACCUUAAUAUGUAUCCAGAUGUGUGCACCUUCAACAUACUAACAGAUGGACUAUGCAAAGAAGGGAAAGUUGAAGAUGCCGAGGAAGUAAUGAAACACAUGGUUGAAAAGGGUAUCCAGCCUAAUGUAAUCACCUACAAUAUGAUAAUGGAUGGAUAUUGUUUGUGUGGUCAACUAGAUAGAGCGAGGAGAAUUUUUGAUAUCUUGAUAGAUAAGGGCAUUGAGCCUAACAUUUUUAGCUAUAACAUACUAAUAAAUGGAUACUGUAAGAAAAAGAAACUUGACGAGGCCAUGCAAUUGUUUUGUGAAAUUUCUCAAAAGGGAUUAAAGCCUGAUAUUGUUACCUACAAUACUAUCUUGCAAGGCCUGUUUGAAGUUGGAAGAAUUGGUGUUGCAAAACAACUGUUUGUAGAGAUGGUAUCAACGGGGCCUGCCCCUGAUUUAUACAGUUAUUGUACUUUGCUUGAUGGUUAUUUUAAGUACGGACUUGUUGAAGAAGCUAUGUCACUCUUUAAUAAGUUGGAAAGAAAGACAGAAAAUAUUGAUAUUAUAUCUUACAAUAUUAUCAUUAAUGGAUUGUGUAAAAACGGUGAACUCGAUAAAGCUCAUGCUAUUUUUGAGAAGCUUUCCUCAAUGGGAUUGCUUCUGAAUGUGAGAAUAUACACUACAAUGAUAACUGGAUUUUGUUUGCAAGGGUUGUUAGAUGAAGCUAAGGAUAUGCUUAGAAAAAUGGAAGAGAACAACUGUCUUCCAGACAAUGUCACUUACAAUGUUAUUGUGCAAGGAUAUCUUAGGUGCAGGAAAAUAAAUGAAAUGGUAACUUUUAUGAAGGAAAUGACUGGAAGGGGCUUCUCAUUUGACGCAACUACAGCUGAGUUCCUGGUAGAGGCUAUUAGUGAGAAUCCUUCCAUCGUUGACAUGUUACCAGAGCUUCAUUCGGAAAUCAAAAAGAUACAUUAUCACAUACUAAUAAAUGGAUACGGUAAGAAAAAGAAACUCACCAAGGCCAUGCAGUUGUUUCGUGAAAUUUCUCAAAAGGGAUUAAAGCCUAAUAUUGUUACCUACAAUACUAUCUUGCAAGGCCUGUUUGAAAUUGGAAGAAUUGGUGUUGCAAAACAACUGUUUGUAGAGAUGGUAUCAGCGGGGCCUACCCCUGAUACAUGUAUGGUACUUUGCUUGAUGGUUAUUUUAAGUACGGACUUGUUGAAGAAGCUAUGUCACUCUUUAAUAAGUUGGAAAGAAAGAGAAAAUGUUAAUAUUAUGUAUUACAAUAUUAUCAUUAAUGGAUUGUGUAAAAACGGUGAACUCGAUAAAGCUCAUGCUAUUUUUCAGAAGCUUUCUUCAAUGGGAUUGCUUCCGAAUGUGAGAACAUACACUAUGAUGAUAGCUGGAUUUUGUCUACAAGGGUUGUUAGGUGAAGCUAAGGAUAUGCUUAGAAAAAUGGAAGACAACAGUUGUUUUCCAGACAAUGUAACUUACAAUGUUAUUGUGCAAGGAUAUCUUAGGUGCAGGAAAAUAAAUGAAAUGGUAACUUUUAUGAAGGAAAUGACUGGAAGGGGCUUCUCAUUUGACGCAACUACAUCUGAGUUACUGGUAAAGGCUAUUAGUGAGAAUCCUUCCAUCGUUGACAUGUUACCAGAGCUUCAUGCGGAAAUCAAGAAGUGAAAAGUUGUUCGCUUGGUUUGUUCGGCAGCACUAUGGCUGUGAUACAAUUUCUUUUUUAUCCUUGCAAAAGAAUUGACAUCCCAUGCAAUUGCAGAAGUUGAUGGCAAUUAGAGCGUUGCUUGAGGUUUCUAGGCAGACCUAUUGAGGAGGUAUAUCGAAUUUUGAUAUUUUGAGUUCUAUAUCUGUUUUUCUUUUUCUCAAAAAUCAAAUGUUAUUGCAUUAUUAAUGUGAGAAC
Solanum tuberosum (potato) is the source of this 2754-nucleotide messenger RNA. RefSeq names its product pentatricopeptide repeat-containing protein At3g22470, mitochondrial-like. Lineage: Eukaryota; Viridiplantae; Streptophyta; Magnoliopsida; Solanales; Solanaceae. Gene Ontology annotation, molecular function: protein binding. The record is from RefSeq and is a predicted model, not a curated record.